Molecule: messenger RNA, 498 nt
Organism: Hirsutella rhossiliensis
Lineage: Eukaryota; Fungi; Ascomycota; Sordariomycetes; Hypocreales; Ophiocordycipitaceae
Exons: 5
Coding region: 1-498 (165 amino acids)
Source: RefSeq, a predicted model, not a curated record
AUGAGCAGCGAUUCCCAGUCCCAGCUCCCGGCGCUGGCGACAACAACGCUGGAUUUCAUUCCCAGCUUGGGAUAUUCUGAUGAUGCGGCCUGGCGGCGAUAUUUCCAUCUCACGUGGCAGUGCCUCGUGGACUCGCUCGCCUACGACGGGCGCCAUCUCCUCCUCUCGCAAUACUUGGAGUGGACCGUCACUGAAGAUCGGCAGCUCAACGGCCUGUCGAGCGUGAUGGGCAAGGCGUCCGCCACGGCCUCGCGGAGCGGCAAAAAGCCGAAACGCGAGAUACGUCCUUGGUGUGCGCCCGAGAAGUCUUCGUGGAAGUUUGCCGCCCAGUGCACGAAGCAGGUCGAGGCAACCGUAAACCUUAGGGAGCCCACGGAAGAGGAGAAGCCCAAGGUCAUCGACGACCUCAUCGUCGAGCUCAUGGCCAAGGCACCGCUUCCCCCCGUCGGCCUGGUAGGCGAGGUCGGCGGUGUCGCCGGGCCCGUUGUGGUGCUAUGA